UGCGUUCAUUUCAUUCCUGCUCCCAUUCCGCGCAUAUUUCGCAUCCUUGGAGAGACGCUGCGCAUUUUACGCACUCAGCGCGCCCGAUCCUUCAUUAAACCAAAACCGAGAGGAGACUCAGGAGUUGGCGGAGUGCUUCCCGAUGCUGUAGGGACUCCGAUCCGUGGAAAAGUGUGGGAAUUAAUCCAUAAAGAGGCGUAUGAAUCGAGGGUUCCUGCUGUCUGACGGUGGAUUGCGGACCAGCUUGCCGAGUCGUCUACACGCUACCAGCCACUUGUAGUAUCAUCAUUGGUAGUUGACAUUGGGAAUUACCAUUGUCCAAGCAGCAGCUAGCUUUAGCAUUCAGUUUCUAGUUGUCCGCAGCUGGCUGUCUUCAUUGGGAGUUAUUUAUUGCCUGUACCAUUAACGUUGAGUUUGCCAUUCGUUUUUAUCACGUCACCUACGUAGCAUCACACCAUUGGCAUUAGCGCUGAUUACACGUCGGCUAGUUAACGUUAGCUGCCAGUAUGGAGCGCAGUAGCUGGAGCGGCAGUGAGAGUGCAGGGGAGGACAUGGACAGACUGAGUGACUCAGGAGGGGAUAAGACCAUGGAUGGGGACCCUGAGGGGGUCUGGAGCCCCGACAUCGAGCAGAGCUUCCAAGAGGCCCUGGCCAUUUACCCGCCCUGUGGAAGGAGGAAGAUUAUACUGUCAGAUGAAGGAAAGAUGUACGGUCGAAAUGAGCUGAUAGCCAGAUACAUCAAGCUCCGAACAGGCAAGACGCGGACAAGGAAACAGGUAUCCAGUCACAUCCAGGUCUUAGCCAGAAGAAAAUCCAGGGAGUUUCAAUCCAAACUAAAGGAUCAGAAUGCCAAGGAGAAGGCUUUGCAGAGCAUCUCCUCCAUGUCCUCGGCACAGAUCGUCUCAGCCACCGCCAUACACAGCAAGCUCCUGCCUGGAAUAGUACGAGCCAGCUUCCCCGGCAAUGCACAGCUGUGGCAGGGGAUGAUUCCUGGAGGACAGUCCAGCUCCACCACAGAAGACAUCAAGCCGUUCUCUCAGCAAGCCUACACUGUGCAGACAGCAGGGACCACCACAAUCUCAGGCUACGAGCCUCCCACUGCAGCCCAAACACACAGAGAGCCAGCGUGGCAUGGCCGCUCCAUCGGCACCACCAAACUACGACUGGUGGAGUUUUCAUCUUUCCUGGAGACACAGAGGGACCAGGAGGCAUACAACAAGCACCUGUUUGUGCACAUCAGCCAGAGCAGCCCGAGCUACAGCGACCCCCUGCUGGAGUGUGUGGACAUCAGGCAGAUUUACGAUAAGUUCCCCGAGAAGAAGGGCGGCCUCAAGGAGCUGUUCGGCAAGGGCCCGCAAAACGCUUUCUACCUGAUCAAGUUCUGGGCGGACCUGAAUCACAACAUGCAGGACGACCCUGCGGCCUUCUACGGUGUCAGCAGCCAAUACGAGAGCUCGGAGAACAUGACCAUCACCUGCUCCACUAAGGUCUGCUCCUUCGGCAAGCAGGUGGUCGAGAAGGUGGAGACGGAGUAUGCGAGGUUUGAAAACGGGCGCUUUGUCUACAGAAUCAGUCGCUCUCCGAUGUGUGAAUACAUGAUCAACUUCAUCCACAAGCUCAAACACCUGCCUGAGAAAUACAUGAUGAACAGUGUGCUGGAGAACUUCACUAUUCUGCUGGUUGUGAGCAACAGAGACACUCAGGAGACCUUGCUGUGUAUGGCGUGUGUGUUCGAGGUGUCCAACAAUGAGCACGGAGCACAGCACCACAUCUAUCGACUCGUCAAGGAAUAAUGCACACACUUGCACACACACAUACACAAACACACAUAUGGCCUUUGUUUGGUGAUUAAUGGUGACAUUGGAGGUACAAUGUCUAAAAACAGAAUUCUACUAAAGCCUCUUUCAGCCAAACAACUCAAGGAAGAAAAUGGCUGCACUUUCACUGCUGCUCACGGCAAUAAUUGGGUAAUUUUUAAUUAACAUCAGAUAUGACACAGUAUGCUGCAGAGUCCUCCCCAACUGGAUCAGUUUAACACAUACAUAUUAACUCCAACCUGAAUAUCAGAUGCUUAUUAGCUGUAAAAAGCACAGUGGCAGCGCAGCCAUAGAAACACAUCAGAAUCCACCGGGUGGUUUUCCCAACAACAUCCUGACUCUGAUAUCACCAGGAGAUGUCGUGACUCCUGCUAAUUGGUUUCUUGUCCACUUUCUCCCAGUAAAUUUGUAUUUUGCUGUUCGGAUGAUGGAAAUGAACGUGGUAUUUCUGUCAUGUGCUUUUGGGAAAAUCAACCCAGGCAGAAAAACAAGAAUCUCAUAAUUUCCGCCCCCAAGAUAAAAGUGUGUGUGUGUGUGUUUUAUCUGCAAAGAUACUGACGGACACUGAAGGUCAGACCCUGUGUAUCAUCAAUAACCAGAGAAUGAAAUAACACUACUGCAUUAUCAUAUAGUACAGUGUAGAGGUGGUUUUGUACAGAUAGCCACUGACAAUUGUGUGAGCUGCAUUCUUGCACAAAAAAAGAGGUUUGUCCCAAAGAAAAGAAAUCAAAUUUUUACCUUUUUUGUAUGUUUUCUUUUUAAAAAAAACAACAAAUUGCUUCUAAACUUUGGGAAAUUGUUUAUUGAUAGUAGCAUAUAGACUAUAUUUUAAUUCCAGGAACACUAUCUAAAAUUUAUGUUAAUAAGAAAGUAUAAAUGAAAUUGAACAAUUCAGGUACCUUUUUGUGCAACAAGUGACUCUUCAUCAAGAUUGACUAAAUAAAUAAUUAAGCCUGUUAAAGCUAUAAUCCUUAAGAUUUUCUGUCCUGGUUGAUUUAGUGAUAACUAAUUUUUCUAACCCUGGUGACAAAUUACGCAUUACGCUUCCUAUGACUGCUUCACAAUAAAAGCCCCUCCAUGUUUCAUCAGUUGAAUGCUGCUAGUGUGAAGUUUCAGCAGGAGGAAAUGUAGGGUUAGCAUUAGCAGUAAUUUAAUACAGCUCUGAUAUGGCUGUAGAAGAGUGAAUACUAAACAGUGAAAUUACAAACUCAAAUGCUGGAUCACAGACAUUGAUCGUGUCCAGUGAGGCAAUUUGAAUCCAGAAUGGGAAUGGUGGACUCCGCCACUAACAAGAAAAAUGUGUCAUAUCAAGUGAUAUUUAGAAUGGCUAUUGCUGAAAAAAUGCAGAUCAUAAACAGUUAAAAAUACAGGGUUUGACUUCAUGAAAAUCUUAAGUAUUAUAACUAUAUAUAACAAAUAUAUUGUGGUCAGUCCAUAGGGAAGCACUGUGAAUCUUUAUACAUCAUUCAUGGUGUACAAGAGAAGGAAAUGUUAAAACAAGCCUACAAUUUUUCUGAUAGGGUUUCACUUUGGAAAUUAAACUUAGCUUAGUUCAGUAUUCUUGCACCAGCUAACUUGAGCUUUAACAUGUCCAUACUGACAAAUGUGUCAUGCCUGAAAUGUUAUUACGUCCAUAUUUCAAUUGAAGACUGCCCUCCAAGAGGCCUUGGCGCCCGUUUUUCAGUUUGAGAGUUCUCCAUGUCAGGACAGCUUAUUCAGUGGAAAUUAAAAAUGGACAUUCAAAUGGUUGAAGACACAGUUCCCUUCAAUCUGUCCAGGAAUAGUUUCUUCUAAUUAGGUGGUAUUAUGUCAGCAUUAAAGUAAUUUAUUAAUCAAAAACCAAAAACUGUUGAUGAAGUGUACUAUAGCAGGUGAUUGGUGGUUUUGUCUGUCUCAUGCUCAGCAGCAUGAAGUGCCUUUGGUUGGGAACAGCAGUAGACAUUUCUAAUCUGUUUCAUGUAAGUUCUGAUAAUUUGGUGUUGUAGAUGGUGUAUAGACAGGCAUUUUAGUGAAUAUAAAGAAUGCAUAAUUAGGUAUCUCAUGCUCCAGUUUUCACUGUCUGAGGGCUAAUUAUCCAAAUUCCAUAUUUAAUGGCUGUUUCUUGUUGUAAUUUGUAGACAGUCAGCACUGAAGCGUCAUAAAGACUUAACUGUUUUUAUAUCCCGGCUGUUAAAGAGACACAUUCUUGUUUACUUGGUAUCUUAUGGCAGCAUUUACAUGUAUUUGCAUUUGUGUAUUACAUGUAUGUGUGACAUAUUCAUGUUGAAACAGCUUGCACACUAUUGUCUGGUGCCUCUUUUAUAAAAUGCAACUUGGAUUUGUUACUACUAGAGAAGACCAAUUCUAAUUUGCAUAUCUUUACAUCUCUGAUGUAAUACGAUUUGAAGGAUCUAGGCCAUUAUUGACCCUAGACUUAGUAGGGAGUCCUUAUUGGUAAAGGUGUUUUCCUUAUAAAGAAAGUGUUUGACAUUUUAAGAAAUACACUUAUUUGCCUUCUUGCUGAGAGUUAUGAGAUUGAUACCGCUCGUGUAUCUGUGUGCUAAGGCUGGAGUAAUGACACUGAUAGCUUAGCAUAAAGACUGGAAACGGGGAAACAGCUAGUCUGGUUCUGUCCAACAAAGUCAACCUACUAGCACAUUUAAAACUCACUGGUGAACAUGUUAAGUCAUUUUUUUUUAAAACACACAAAACCCCAAAUUAAAAACAAACAAGAAGUUACUGUGCUCAGUGAGAUUUAGAAGAGGCCUUUUUUCCCGCUGCUAAGUGAAACAGCUGCUAGCUGUAGCUCCAUAUUUACAGCACAGACAUGAGUGGGAUCCAUCUUCUCGUCAAACUCUUGGCAAGAAGACUACUAUUUUCCAAAAUGUCAAACUUUUUCAAAACUUAAAAAUCAAUUAAGACUACACUACCAUACGAUUAGCAUCCCAACAAGUAGCCCUAGUAGUAAACCUGCUUAUUCAAACCACCCCCAGGCUUCCUCUUGUAUGGUUGGUAGUGCGAAGACUCGUGACAGACUCAUUAUGUUCGCCAUUUACACUGACAAAUGAGGCCCCAAGGUUUUUUAACAUCUAUAAUAAUGAAUAAUAAAGUGUAAUAAUGAACAAACUGAUGUUAGUGUCCAGAAUACCCACUAACUUUAAAGGAUAACACUGCAAAUUUACCUUUUAUACCAUUUUACCAGACCCAUAAUGAGUCAUCUUUAGUCAGAAGCUGUUUGGUCUUAAUGACAAAUGGCUCGUAUCUGACUCAGAUCUGACUUGCGAGGACCAGAUUUGCCAUUGUCCAAAACCACUACCACACACUUUGACUCUAUUUGUCUUAAGACUCCUGUGGGUGUCUCUCAGGGUUACAACCACCUGUCCAACAAAAUACAACCCUUUCGACACACUGGUGAAUCAUUCUGUCAGGAAACCCCCUUUCAACCCCCCCCCUCAACUUUCCCAGAGUUUUGUCUCACACUACAGUAGUUAGUUGUUUGCAAACUACUAGACCUUCACAGCAGAGUACCAACAUGUAACAUGUACAUGAUAACCUAACAGCCUGAAAGGGGCUGAUUUUGCAAUAAUGACCCUCUGUCUGGACAUUAUCUGCCACCUGCUUACCAAAGACAGUCAUCACGUGACACAGAAUACAGAGGAAAGGGGAUUUAUUACAAGCUAAAGUAACUUACAAGCUUCUGCCAAAAAAAGAGUUUCAAGAAAAAGGACUAUCAACCUAGAAACAUCUGUAGCUCAUGGACUACACUGUAAAACUGUACCGAUGUAAGUAAAAAAGAAUAAAUACAACGAAACAAACAAAAAGUUAUGGAAAUAGGCUUUUAAAAAACCCUUUUAACCUGGUUUAUAAAAGUGUGCAUCAACAUGUUUUUGUCUUUAAACACAUAAUUGAUAAUUUCAUCAAAUAUGGACACCUCUUAUCUUGGUUGGCAGACUGAAGAAGCCCUGUAUGAGAAGGCCACUGGAAACGGAUUUAUGCCCGAAAUGUCUGUUAAAUUUUACAAGGACUCAAUUUUUAAAUGUCCACUCAUAAUAAUCAGCUAGAAAAUGUGCUCAUGCUCAUAAAGUCACACGAAAAGCAGUGUAUACACGAUGCCUAAAGGUCGUUCAAAAGGUUUCUGAAUCAUCGUCGUCUGUGUUGUUAAUGUCGUCUUGUGUGUGCAAGUUGGAUAUUUAUCUUCUUUUCCGAACCACGUGUGGCACAGAGAUCCUGUCUGUAAUCAAUUCCAAAAUGGCCUUGAAUCUUUUCGCUCCGGUGCACGUGCAGCACAGCUGUGUGUGCACUGAGGGUUUUUGAUAAGGUGCUUUGUAUAAAAGUGACAAUAACGUUUAUUACAGAUGUUGUGUAUAUCUUUGAUAUUCUAAUGUUUAUCCUAUUUUGCGAAGAAGAGAGUACAUUUAGGAAAAUCCAAAAGCUAGCAAUGUGUGUCUAUUGGUACUGCACAGGGUCUGAUCUUUGCUUUGUAACUUUUUUCCCCCUCAUGGCUAAAAGUAUGUUAGAUAUUUUCUAGCUUUGUAGAGACUUUGUACGCAUAUGCUAUUCAGUUUAAAUAAAUGGUCAGUUCCAAACUGUG
Dicentrarchus labrax (European seabass) is the source of this 6387-nucleotide messenger RNA. RefSeq names its product TEA domain family member 1a (gene tead1a). Gene Ontology annotation, molecular function: DNA-binding transcription factor activity, RNA polymerase II-specific; RNA polymerase II cis-regulatory region sequence-specific DNA binding. Bases 507 to 1793 code for a protein of 428 amino acids. The record is from RefSeq and is a predicted model, not a curated record. Lineage: Eukaryota; Metazoa; Chordata; Actinopteri; Moronidae. The transcript is spliced from 12 exons. Gene Ontology annotation, biological process: regulation of transcription by RNA polymerase II; hippo signaling; embryonic organ development. Gene Ontology annotation, cellular component: transcription regulator complex.